This is a messenger RNA of Didymodactylos carnosus, 1029 nucleotides long. Lineage: Eukaryota; Metazoa; Rotifera; Eurotatoria; Philodinida; Philodinidae. The record is from the annotation of a GenBank genome assembly.
AUGUCGAUUCCGGCGACUGUCCCAAUAAAUGGCAUAAUUGAAGGAUUCUAUUGGAGUGCUCCGAACCAAGUCAAAGGCCAGUUUAAAUUCUUUUCUAAGACACAACGUGACCAAUUGAUUUCUUCGAUGAGCGAAGGUUUGAAUUAUUAUUUUUAUGCUCCUCAAGACACUGAAGAUCACCCAUUCACAAUGAAAUUAUGGGAUUCGCAGCAAGCAGCCGACUGGUCUGACACUGUUUCUAAAGCCUCAAAUGUUUCAAUUGUCAUGGGUUUACGGCCAAGAUGGAUCGAUAGUGUUCAAACUUCAUUGCAAGCAGUAAAACUAAAGCUGACUCAAUUUGCUUUGGUUGGCAUUCACUACUACAUUUUAUGUUGGGAUGAUACAGAAGGUGCUGGUACGACUGCGCAGAUGAAAUUACAGAGAGAUUUAAUUAAAGCUCUCGUUCUUGACGUGACAAACAUCGAACUGAUCGGUAUUAUUCCUGCUUACUAUUCUCGAUCUCAAAUUUCUGGCACUACAAAUGCCGCUUGGGGCCAGCAAAUUUCCAUUCUGAAUCAAAUUCCCAGUAGCAUCCGAUUUUUUGUCACUGGAUUAACAGUUGUUCCAUCAUCUAUUCAAACAUCCGAUAUUCCAACUUUAACGAAUCGUCAGUUUAUCUUCUUUGACAAUUGGAUAGCUGUUGAUUCAAGCACGAAAGUGACAAUGAGUUGGCCACCCAACCGUCAUUCUGAUAUAUAUAAUGCAAGUGCAUCGAUUUCCGGUUCUGUAUUAAAUUUAGCAUUUCCGCCGGAGCGAAUUAUUCACCAAAUUUAUGCCACAAUACAAAGAAUUAAUAACAAAUAUUCUUAUAUCAAUUCACGUUCAGCAGCUGUGUAUUGGUCACAAUAUCUGUUAGCAAAUCACUUUUACCGAUCCAAUUCCUCGGAACAGUUAGAAACAAAUUUACAAUUAGCAAUUGAUAACCUCUACGAAACAACUCAAGCUAUUAUUCAACGGUACCCACUUCUUAGUGCCAUCUUCACAAAUUAG